Molecule: messenger RNA, 3363 nt
Organism: Entrophospora candida
Lineage: Eukaryota; Fungi; Glomeromycota; Glomeromycetes; Entrophosporales; Entrophosporaceae
Source: the annotation of a GenBank genome assembly
AUGUCAGAUGAACUGUUAGCUUUACGACACAAAAAGGCAUUAGAAUUACUAAAUAAGCCAGGACAGAGAGAGUCUUUUGAGGAGUGGACCAAAAAUUCUAUUAAUAUAACUGCAUUGAAAGAUUAUUCAUCUUAUCAAAAGGGAAAAGAAAAACUUAUAUUUCAAACAUCAGCAAUAUUAAGAAACUUCAAUAAUAUACAAAAUUCUAAUAAACCUAAGUUACAAAUUAUUGACUCGAAAUUUACAACUAUGACAUUAUCAAAAUUUGAUAAACUUCCCUCGGAUUUUGUGAUUUCUCCUGAUAAUUCGCAUGCUGUAUUUUCAAAGUUAAUCGAAAAAUCUGAGAAUGAUGAUCGUUCUUAUCGCUUGAUUCGUCUAAAUAAUGAAUUAGAAGCAUUGCUUAUUCAUGAUCCUGAAACUGACAAGUCUAGUGCUGCUUUAGAUGUUCAUGUUGGACAGUUAUCUGACCCAGACAAUUUAGAAGGUCUUGCUCAUUUCUGUGAACAUCUUUUAUUCAUGGGCACAAAAAAGUAUCCAAAAGAAAAUGAAUACUCUGAGUACCUAUCAAAUCAUGGUGGAUAUUCAAAUGCAUAUACUAGUGUAGAUCAUACAAAUUAUUAUUUUGAAGUAGCUCAUGAAAAUUUGGAAGAAUUUAAAAAAAAUCUUCAGUCUGAUUCCAGAAGAUUAUAUCAAGUUGAUAAAGCUAUAUCAAACCCAAAGCAUCCUUAUAAAAAAUUUGGUACUGGAAAUUUAGUUACCUUAAAAGAUAAUCCACUUAAAGAAGGAUUGGAUAUUAGAGAUGACAAAUAUAAUGAAAUUGAACCUUUGGAUCAAUUAACUCGAUGGGUGGUGGAUAAAUUUUCUGAUGUUAAUAAUAAAUCAAUACCAGCACCAAGUUUUGAAGAAAACCCUUUUACUAAAAAUGAAUUGAUGAAAAAAGUAUAUGUUAAACCUAUUAAGGAUUUAAUAAAUUUGGAAAUAAAGUUUCCUUUUCCAGUUCAAGAUCCUUUAUUCCGUACUAAGCCUGGAAGGUAUAUAUCACAUUUAUUGGGUCAUGAAGGUACUGGCUCUAUAUUUUCACUGUUGAAAAAGAAAGGUUUAGUAAAUUCUUUAGGUGCAGGAUCAGGAGAUGUGAGUGCAGGAUUUGGAUUCUUCAAUAUUGAUGUUGAUUUAACUGAAUCUGGUCUAGAAGUUGUUAAAAUCAUUUUUCAAUACAUUAAAAUGUUGAAAAACGAAGGAAUUAAAGAGUGGAUAUAUAAUGAGGCCAAAACUCUUUCUGCCAUAUCAUUUAAAUUCAAAGAAAAAUCUCGACCUGAAAGUUACACUUCUUAUCUUUCCAAUGCUUUGCAAAGUUCAUAUCCUCGUGAAUGGGUCUUAAGUAAACCCUAUAUUUUCAGGGAAUACAAUCCUAAGUUAAUCCAGGAAAGUUUAGAUUGGUUAAGACCUGAUAAUUUUAACCUUACUUUAGUCAGUCAAACUUUUACUGAUUUGGAUCAAAAAGAAAAAUGGUAUGGUGUAGAGUAUAAAGUUGAACCCAUCAGUGAAAACCUUCUUCAGGAAUUAAAAUCAGAAACUAUUGACUCUGAAUUAAAACUUCCAUUAUCAAAUGAGUUUAUUCCAACAAACUUUGAGAUUAAAAAACAAGAAGUCAUUACUCCCCUCAAACAUCCAAAUUUAAUUAAAAACACCGACUUGGUUCGUAUUUGGUAUAAAAAAGAUGAUACAUUUUGGGUACCUAAAGUUUACAUUUGGUUCAAAAUUCAAUGUCCACUAGUGUAUACUACGCCAGCCCAUGCUGUCAAGGCUCGUUUAUAUACUGAUUUAAUAACAGAUGCAUUAAAUGAAUACUCCUAUAAUGCAGAAGUUGCAGGGCUUCAUGCUAGUUUACGAUAUGGCAAUGAUGGAUUUUACUUUUUCAUUUCUGGAUACAAUGAUAAAGUGGUGGUUCUUUUAGAAAAAGUACUUUUGAAAGUGAAGGAUUAUGAGGUUGAUUCAAAAAGGUUUGAUAUACACAAGGAAAAACUACUACGAAUAUAUCGUAAUACCUUAUAUGACAAACCUUACCAAAUUGCAAUGUAUUAUGUUUCUAAUUUACUUUAUCAAAAAUUUUGGACAAAUGAAGAAAAAUUAUCUGCAUUGGAGAAUAUUGUUAGUCAGGAUAUUCAAAAUUUCUAUUCAUAUAUAUUAAAUAAUUUACAUAUUGAAUGUUUAGUUCAUGGAAAUGUUGACAAGGAAGAUUCACUAAAAUAUAUAAAAAUUUUUGAAGAUAUUCUAAAACCCAAGUCACUUUCUCCUUCACAAAAAAUUGGGGAUAGACCAAUUUUAUUACCAGUGGGAAAAAGAUAUGUCUAUCAACGUGAUGUUUAUGAUACUAAUAAUGUCAAUUCAGCAAUAGAAUAUUAUAUUGAAAUUUGUCAUAAUAAAGAUGUUAAAUCAAGAAACAAAUUAAGUAUAUUUGCACAAAUUAUUAAUCAACCUUUUUUUGAUCAAAUCAGAACUAAAGAACAAUUGGGAUAUUUGGUAUUUAAUGGGAUAAAAACAACUGCUGGAAUAAUGGGUUUAAGAUUUAUAAUUCAAAGUGAAAAGGAUCCAAAUUAUCUUGAACAUCGAAUUGAAGAAUUUAUUAAAACAUCACAAAAAAUAAUAGAAGAAAUGUCAGAUGAAGCAUAUGAGAAACACAUUCAAUCAAUCAUUACAAUAAAAACAGAAAAGCCUAAAAAUUUAUAUCAAGAAGCUUAUAGAUAUUGGAAUCAUAUUACUAAUGGAUAUUAUGAAUUUAAUAAAACUGAAACUGAUGUUGAAGAAUUACGUAAAAUUACAAAAUCAGAAAUACUUGAUUUUUUCAAAGAUCAUUUUUAUACAACAUCACCAAAUCAUAAAAAACUUUCAGUACAUUUGAAAUCACAGAAAAAAGUCCAAAAAACCAAACCAAUUGACAUAAAACAUCUUCAUUCAUGUUUAAAUGAACAAGGAAUCACUAAAUUUGAUAUAAGAGAAUUAGAAGAGACUUUAGAUUCUACUGAAUCAGAAAAAAUUGAUGCACAGGCAUUAGAAGAGAUUUUGACAACAUUGUUAAUUGAUGAGAGUAAGGCAAAUGAAGAAGAAAUUGAAAUCUUGAUGAAAAAGAUUAGCAAAUCAUAUUUGAAUAAUGGUGGUAAUGAAAGUAGCAGUAAUAUUACUAAAGAUUUGAAUGGUGAUGGUGAUUGCAAUAAUAAAAAUAAAGAGAAUGGUAUUGGAAAACAAGAAAUUCAUGUUGAUAAUGAAUUGGUUGAAGAUAUUGUUUUAUGGAAAUCUAGCAUGAAUUUAGGACCAGCACCAAUUCCUAAUGUUGAUUUAAAUAAUUUUAUUGAAACAACAAAAUAA